Anastrepha ludens (Mexican fruit fly) is the source of this 4640-nucleotide messenger RNA. RefSeq lists its product as uncharacterized. Gene Ontology annotation, molecular function: ligand-gated monoatomic ion channel activity. Gene Ontology annotation, cellular component: membrane. The record is from RefSeq and is a predicted model, not a curated record. The transcript has a single exon. NCBI's taxonomy places the organism in Eukaryota, Metazoa, Arthropoda, Insecta, Diptera, Tephritidae. Bases 1867 to 3825 code for a protein of 652 amino acids.
UUAGACAACAACUAGACUUUUUUAAUACAAGUUGUGAACAUUCAAAAGAGUCAAAACUUCAAAAAAUGUUGAUUGAUGUGCUAUCGUUUUUGCGUGGUUUAAUAUAACACAUGGGCUGAAAAGUCCUGUGCCUAACUCGUAAAUGGCACUGGUUUUAUUGCAUUCAACUCUUUUUUUAGUUAGUACCAACAUUAUAAAGACAGCUUUUAAAAUUUCACGAUAUGCUAUUCAUUAGUUCGAGAGUUAUUGCGCUAAGCGUGAGGCUACUUUUGCUAUUUUUAAAGCAAUGGAGCAAAAAGAAUUUCGUGUUUUAAUUUUGCACUGCUUCUUGAUGGGGAAAAGAAUACCGUUCCAGCUAAGCAAUGACUUUAAAAAAGCUGUAGGGACUUCAAUCUAUCAGAAACAACACUAUAACGAUGGUUUGCUCACUUUAAAAGUGGCCGCGAAGACACCGAUGAUGCACAAAGCAGUGGACGUACAAAUGAGGCGGUAACACCAGAAAACAUCUAAAAAAUCUACAAAAUCGUUUUGAAUGAUGGAAAAGUGAAGUUGCGUGAGUUAGCUGACAUCGUAAAGAUAUCAGAAGAACGGUUGGCUUUAUAUUGCAUGAGCAAUUGACUAUAAGAAGGCUCUGUUCAAAGUGGGUACCGCGUUUGCUCACUGUUGACCAAAAAACAAGUCAAUCAAAACAAUGGCAAAACUACAUGAAUUGAAUUUCGAAUUGUUCCCACAUCCACCGUAUUCGCCAGAUUUGGCUCCCGGCGGGCGAGUAGUGGCUAUUCACAGAGCUGAAAAAAGAGCUUCUCGCCUGUAAAAAUUUUCGUCGAAUGAAGAGGUUAUCAUUGAAACUGAGACCUAUUUCGAGGCAAAAGAUAAAUCGUUCUACAAAAGUGGCAUUGAAAUGGUAUAGCGGCAUUGGGAUGAUUGCAUUGUUCUUGAUGGCAAUUACGUUAAUGGAUAAAGCUAAUUUCGCACAAAAAAAAAUCGUAUUUUCUUUGUUAGGCCCGGGACUUUUCAGGCCAUGUAUUACAAUAAUCAUAUGACCUGAAUUUCAUGCAAAAAAGGUACCGCGUUGAUAUCGACAAAGAUGUGAAUGCUAAGGCUGAAUAGGACUCAACAUUCAUCAAACUCCUCAUUACUGGAGACGAGACGUGAGUUUAUAAGUACGACACGCAAUCCAGGCAUGUUUUACGUAAAACAUUUUGCCAAAAAAGAAAGGAUUUUUAAGAAAACAACUCGUUGAUUUUGCAACAUAAUUACGCACCGUCGCACAGUGCCGCCAUUAUCCGUGAAUUUGGGGCCAAGAGCGAAACGAAAACGUCCUUAUGGCUCCCUGCGAUUUUUUUUCUGUUCGAUAAGUCAAAAGACCACUACGAGGAACGCGUUUUAACACCCGAGAGAACGUAGUGCAAAAAUCGAAGGUGACGCUGAUGGCUGUACCGAAAAUAGAGUUCCAGAAAUGUUUCGAGAGCCGAAUCAAAUGGUGUCAUAAAUGCGAUGGGGAGUACUUUGAUGGCGAUAAUAUCACUUUUGAGGAAUACCACAAAGUUUUUGUUUGAAUUUUCUGAACAUAUUCGGGGAACUUUUUGCUCAAGCUGGUAUGUUGUCAAUGUUGUGCGCUCAUGUGAAUUAAUAAUUUAAUUAAGAAAAUUAUCCUCUGCGGGGCAACGAAGCCCACUCUAUUUACCAAGUUUUCGUGUGCCUACUUCAUUAGUUAUGUUUACACGUUCAAGCAUAUCUGCCUGUAUAUAUGUAUAUUUGUAUUUACAUCAAUUAGCCAUGCGUAUGAAGUGCUAACAGAAUAUUAGGAGCUGCGUGUAAUCGCUUGAAAAGGAAUUCAAAAUAAUCUUCAUAUCAAUUUUUAAAAUGCUGUACCACAAGAUAGUCAUAUUACUUUUAGCCAUUGAAGGCUGUUCAGCAACUUCGGUAUUUGAUUUGGAUAUUUGGCAUAGAACACUCGCAGUUUCCUACACCGAUUUGGUUGUGACUCAAAAAGCGUGUGAAAUUGCUAAGCAGCACGAUUCAUACAUCUAUAUAGUCUACACAAGCAAUGUGCGGCAGGACGAUUCAAUAUUUGGUUUGGAGUUCAAUUUAUUAAAAUGCAUGUCCGAAUUACCCACACACAUAAUAGAUGUGGAGAAGCUAACGAAAGAGCGUGAACGCGAAUAUAACAGUUUUAGCAUUUUUGUAUUACCAACAUCCGCUGCAGCAGCAUCGGUGUAUUUGCAACGCAUCAUCGGCCUGUUGAAUGAGAAGCAAACACGUAAACAUUUCCACAAAUACACUUUCAUCUGGCGAGAUGCACAAAUCGCACAGCUGGGCGAACUCUUCGAAGCGAUUUGGCAGCGUAAGAUACUAAACGCAAUUGCCAUAACUGAUGUCCAGCACAUCUACACAUUUGAGCCUUUCACGCCAGCUGGGUUCGCUUUGAAACGGAUCACGAAUGGCCAGUAUUUCUAUGACAAAUUGAAAAAUCUACAUCAUCAUCAGCUACGCAUCACAAUGUUUACGGACUUUUUGCGCGCCAUACCCAAACGCAAUCGCGAAAAUGGCUACGACGGCGUAGAUGGGCUACUAGCCAGUAGCAUCGUGUCGUAUCUCAACGCCACAGCAAACUACACACAACCAGCUGAUAAUGAAAAUUAUGGCGAUUGCUUGCCGAAUGGCUCUUUCUCGGGCGUUUUAAAGCAUUUGAUUGCUGGAGAUGCCGAUGUGAGCUUCAAUGCACGCUUUACUUUACCCUGUAUGGAGGGGCACAUCGAGAAGCUGUAUCCGUAUUUUAAGCGCAAACUGUACUUGAUUGUGCCGGCAGCAAAAAUGCAGCCGGAAUACUUGAUUUUCAUUACUGCCUUCACCUACGCGCUUUGGCGGCUGCUCUCAUUGAAUUUUGUCGUAGUUACAGUGACAUUCGCAUUGUUGAAUCACUGGACGGAACGUUUGCCACAUGCGGCGCCAAUGAAACACGCCCAUUGGUAUGAAUUAGUCGAAAUGUUUGUGAAAACACAACUUGGCGAGCCGGUUGCUGGGUUCUCUAGAAUCAGUUCAUUGCGUGAAUUCCUCAUGGCUUGGAUACUCUUCAGCUAUGUGCUGACCACAAUAUAUUUCGCUAAAUUGGAAAGUAGUUUUGUGCAACCGGUCUAUGAGGAUCAAAUGGAUUCUUUGGAUGAUUUGGAUAAGCUGGACGUGACCAUUUUCGGCGUCCACACGCUAUUCACCACAGUACAGCAGGCGCUUAAACCGGCGCAUUGGCGUGCUAUUGAAAAGCGCGCAGUCUCAUUACCGCUUCACUUCUCUUCAUUCCAAUACGCCUUGCCAUUGAGUAUGAGGAAGAAUGGGCAUGUGGCGUUUGUGUUGCGUGGCGAAACAGCAAAGGAUUUUGUGCUAAAGUCCUACGAUAUAGAACGGCGUCGUCCGCGAUUUCAUGUGGUCAAAGAGUAUCUACGUUCAAUGCCACAGACUUAUAUUUUGGAAAGGGGCUCACCAUUCCGAUAUAAAUUUCAACUCUACCAGAGCAGCAUAUUUGAAAGCGGUCUCAUGGAGUGCUGGUGCAACAAGAAUUUGCAUUACAGCAGCCAGAGUGAAUCGCAGGAAAUGGAGGAGAUCUACGUGGAGUUACCGGAUGACUCGGAAUUCGAUUUGAAUAAUAGUGCAGAAAGCGGCGGUGGCAACGCCAAUCGUACCCGAAAAAGGGUGGUGCUGAGCUUGACCAUAUUACAGGGUGCAUUCUACUUAUGGUGCUUCGGCAUUUUGCUUAGUGUAAUAGGUUUUGUGUUGGAAUACGUCUAUUGGUUGCGGGGAAAGAAGAAGCGUUUUAAUGUGGAAUAGGGGAAAAUGGAAAUUUGAUGGAUGAUUGGGCGAGCAAGGAAUGAAAAUGAAUGAAUAAAAUAUAAAUGAAAUAAAAUAUAAUAAAAUGAAUUAAACCCAAAAAAGCGAAAGCUUGUUUUUGAUUUUCACGUUCAGCCAAAAUCCUCAGUCAUUUCGAAUAGUUACAAGUUGUAAGCGAAUAUGCACUUUAAUUUGAAAUUUGUACUAAGUUGACACAAACAAAUUUAAAUAAAACUGAAUUUUAAUAAAAUAAUGCACAGACAUAAAAUAAAACAGAAAAUUGAUUACAAUUAAACGUGAAAUCUAUAAAUAUAAUCUAUUGAAGACUACUUCUAAUUAGUCGAAAUAUGAACAAAUAUAAAAACAAAAAUAAGUGAAACCGAAAAUUAUAAAAAAAUUAAUAAAGGAAGGAAGUAUCAGAUUUAAUAUUAGGGUGAAAAUUAAACAAAAUAAGAUAGUAGAUAAAAUAAAAAUAAAUAAAUAAUUGGCGCGUACACUUCUGUUAGGUGUUUGGCCGAGCUCCUCCUCCUAUUUGUGGUGUGCGUCUUGAUGUUGUUCCACAAAUGGAGGGACCUACAGUUUCAAGCCGACUCCGAACGGCAGAUAUUUUUAUGAGGAGCUUUUUCAUGGCAGAAAUACCCUCGGAGGUUUGCCAUUGCCUGCCGAGGGGCGACCGCUAUUAGAAAAAUGUUUUUAUUAAUUUUGCUUUCACCGAGAUUCGAACCAACGACCUCUCUGUGAAUUCCGAAUGAUAGUAGAUAGAAGUAUAAAAAUAUAGCCAAAUAAAUGAAAUAAUUAAUAUUAAAAUUAAAUAU